Phascolarctos cinereus (koala) is the source of this 600-nucleotide messenger RNA. RefSeq names its product transmembrane emp24 domain-containing protein 4-like. Lineage: Eukaryota; Metazoa; Chordata; Mammalia; Diprotodontia; Phascolarctidae. The record is from RefSeq and is a predicted model, not a curated record.
AUGGCAGGUGUUUGGGCCAGGCGACUGCAGGCUGCGAUGUGGCACCAGGCGCUGCUACUCCGGCUCUGGCUGGCUUUGGCUUCAGUGGAGGGGCUUUACUUCCACAUCGGAGAGACGGAGAAACGCUGCUUCAUCGAGGAAAUCCCCGAGGAGACCAUGGUUAUCGGGAAUGACCGCACGCAGGCAUGGAAUAAACAGACAGAGACCUUCCUGCCUUCCACCUCCGGGCCGGAGAUGCAUGUGGAAGUAAAGGAUCCGGUUGGAAAGGUAAUGUUAUCACGGCGGUGUGAUUCAGAAGGCCAAUUCACCUUUACCUCCCAUGCCCCAGGUGACCACCAGAUCUGUCUGUACUCCAAUUCUACUCGAAUGAUCAUCUUUGCCGAGGGCAAAGGAAGGGUACAUCUGGAUGUACAGGCUGGCGAGCAUACCAACAAUUACCCUGAAAUUGCUGCUAAGGAUAAAUUAACAGAACUACAACUCCGUACCCGCCAGUUGCUUCAUCAGGUGGAACAGAUCGGAAAGGAGCAGAAUUACCAAGUGUAUUGUGAGGAGUGCUUGCAUAUGACCAGCGAGAGCGCCAACCAGAGAGUGCUAUGGUGA